Colletotrichum aenigma is the source of this 1230-nucleotide messenger RNA. Its product is annotated as Sterol uptake control protein 2. Gene Ontology annotation, molecular function: DNA-binding transcription activator activity, RNA polymerase II-specific. The coding region runs from base 1 to 1230 and encodes 409 amino acids. The transcript is spliced from 4 exons. Gene Ontology annotation, biological process: regulation of transcription by RNA polymerase II. NCBI's taxonomy places the organism in Eukaryota, Fungi, Ascomycota, Sordariomycetes, Glomerellales, Glomerellaceae. The record is from RefSeq and is a predicted model, not a curated record.
AUGCCACCGCUGCGUCGCACACGGCGCGCAUUGCAGCCUUUUGGACCCUCUCCCGGCCGUGACGGCGCCCCUUACGCCGACGACGACAACCUCAAAACUGCCGGUACUCCGGCUCCAGCUGCUGCUGCCAGCGAUGUCAGUCUUACACCCACAGCAGUGAACAGCACGUCACCAUACGCAGGCGACCCGGCACUCGUCGACCCCCGCCACCAACACCACCACUCCGCCUCCUCCGCCGGCUCAGCGGCCCCGGAUCCAGGGUUGGACCUCCUAUCGGAGGAUUGGCUGCAGAGCCUGCGCUUAAUGCACCACUACAGCACCGUGACAUGCAACGCCCUGCCGUCGGAUGCCUGCACUGAGGAGCUGUGGAAGACGGCUAUACCCGAGAUGGCAUGCUCCCAUAAGUUCCUGAUGCACGGCUUGCUGGCCGUCGCAGCGCUGCACUACGCUCACGUCCACCCGGCCGAGCGCCGCAAGUGGGAUCUCAUCUCGGUGCACCACCAGAACCUCGCGCUGCGCUUCUUCGCCGCCCGCCUCAACGACAUUGACAAGUCCAACUGCGAGGCCUACUUCUUCCUCGCCUCGCUCAUCUUCAUCGUCAGCGUCUACUCCGUCGCGCACUCCGAGACGGUCGGCCGCGCCGUCGGCCUCGGCGACGUCGCCCAGUCCUUCCGCUUCCUGCACGGCGUCAAGGGCAUCCUCGACUUCCAGCCGCUCGAGGAGUGGCGCCAGAGCGGCGGUCCGCUGGACAUGCUCCUGCGCUCGCCCGAGAUCCCACCCGGCAUGAUGAACGCGGGCAGCGCGUUCCAGCGGCGGCUCGACGCGGUCACGGCGCUUGCGAGGGAGGUGCCCGCCUCGUUCCACGAUGUUAUCAAUGAGCAGAGCGUGUGCGUGCUGGCGCUCGAGAGCUUGCGGCGCUCGCAUCAGAUCGUCUCGGCGGCCGGCGACGGGGAUGCCAUGCCCGGGGGUGUGUGGGGAUGGUGCGUUACGCUGCCGGCGCUGUUUAUCGAGAUGAUUGGGAGCGGGCACGCGACGGCGCUGGUUAUACUGGCGCACUUUGCGGCCUUGUCGAGGAUGUGUGAGCGGCGGGACGAUUGGGCGUGUUCCGGGUGGAGUAUGGGGGUGAUGCUUAUGGUGGAUGAGGUUAUCGACGACGAGUGGAGGCCUUGGAUUGAGUGGCCCAAGAAGAGCAUGAUGGAGCAGAUCAGUGUUGAUGAGAUGGAAGUUUGA